Molecule: messenger RNA, 3032 nt
Organism: Sander lucioperca (pikeperch)
Lineage: Eukaryota; Metazoa; Chordata; Actinopteri; Perciformes; Percidae
Gene: prg4b
Product: proteoglycan 4b
Exons: 14
Coding region: 320-2593 (757 amino acids)
Source: RefSeq, a predicted model, not a curated record
CUGAAUGGCAAGUCAACCAAUUUUGUUUUUCUGUUGCUCAGAAGUAUGUGAAGUCAGCCGUCUGUCUGGCACAGAUGUGUGUUGAUGUGCUUCCAGCUGUUUGUGGGGAAUCAUGAUGUCUGGACCUAUGGUCUGGUCUGGUCUGGUCUGGACUGGAGGAUCCUCCCUAUAGCCUGUGAGAUCAUCACACUUUUAAUUAGACCGGAUCCGUCAAUUAACAGGGAGUCAGCCGGUCUCUCUCAGCCUUUUAAAAGCAGCCGAGGCAAACCUUCAACAGGAUUCUGACAGAGGCUCAGACAAGUUUCAAAUUUACAGAAGGAUGUCUUCCACUGUACUUUGUGCUGUUGUUUUGCUGGCAUGUGUCUUCACAUUUAGUGCUGCUCAAACGAGCUGUAAAGGUCGAUGUGGUGCUGAGUACUACAGGGGUUACAUGUGCCAGUGUGAUUAUAGCUGCCUGACUUAUGGAGAGUGCUGCAAAGACUUUGAAUCCCAAUGCACCACAAGUGAGAAAAACUCAUGUAAAGGACGGUGUGGAGAAGGCUUUAAAAGAGGCCGGCUGUGUAGCUGUGACUCUGACUGCGCUAAGUACAAACAGUGUUGUUCAGAUCACAAGAUGCACUGUGAUGCAGAAGAGCCGACUCUGAAUGAAGGAACAGACCCUUCUACAUUCAGCGAGGAAAACAAUGCAGAUGACUAUUUGAUUCCACUGGUCAGUCCAACAUCAUAUCCACAAGAUGAUCCCAGUGAUGAUAUGUACAGCCAGAUUUUUUCCAAUGAUGAGUUUUCCAACAAUAAAGUGGAGGACCCGGAGGCAAGUCCAAUCCCAGAGAGCACCAGCGGCUAUGGGUCGUCUACAGCUGACCUACCGGAUCAAAUUUCUACUGAACCCACCCAAAGUCCAGACACUCUGGAGUUCAGUACAGAGUCGUUUACAGUCUUCUCUCAGAAACAAACGACUCUCUCAGAUAUCGAAACAACACAGGCCGAUGAUAGCCCCUCCACCCUUUACCCCAUCAUCGAGAAAGCCCCCACUGAGAACACAGAUGCCAGUGAUCCUACCAUCUCAUCUGAGACAGGAACAACUCUCCCUCAGCCCACAACAGCAGCUGAUCAUGUCUCCCGCCACCCUAGUCCAACCUCAGGACCCCAAACUGAGUAUUCUCCUACAGCCGACACCCCAGCGCUCCAGACAGCGGGGCAGGCAGAGGUACAGCCUGAGAGUGACAUUCUUCCUGAUGAUCCGACAGUAGCCUCCUCUGAUGAGCCAGCUGUUACAACCCUACCCUUCAACACAGCCUCCUACACACCUGUGGCCCCAGUAUCCACAGGAGCCACACUGGGCCCUUUCACAGUCCUGGAAAACUCUCAGGUCACCACCAUCUCUGCCUCAACGCUGGACCUGACACCCAACCCAGAGGCAACCACUUUAAACGCCAGGCCAGAUGAUACUGAGAAAAACACAGACAGCGUCACAAUAGGCCCUCCAUCUUCUCUGGCAGACCUUGAAGAUCCUUCCACCAGUGUUUCUCCUGCAGGGCCCGGGGACUUGCCAGAGCUUGAAGCCCCAGUGACCCAAAUUCCCUUAUCCACAGAAGCAGUGAAGGAUGACAUGACAGAUGAAGUUACAGCAGGAGUAACCACUAAACCACUAAAUGUCACUCCAGACCCAACCAAACCCACAACACCUGAAGCCACCUUAAAACCCCAGGACAAACCUGACCCAUACAACCCAUUGCCAGUUAAACCAACUCCGGCUAAACUGACUCCGGCUAAACCUACCCUGGCUAAACCCAGCUCCAAACCUGAGACUAAGCCUCUGGACACUGCACAAACUCUCAACAUAGAUAAUUCCGUAAACUACCAAGCAGAAGACAGCAACGAUACAAAUCUGUGUAGUGGGCGGCCGGUCAGUGCAGUCACUACGCUGAGGAACGGCACAGUUGUGGUUUUCAGAGGACACUACUUCUGGAUUCUGGACAGACACAUGGUGCCUGGUCCGGCUCGUGGCAUCACACAAGUGUGGGGCGUCCCUUCCCCCAUCGACACUGUGUUCACCCGCUGCAACUGCCAAGGCAAAACGUACAUUUUCAGGGGAUCCCAGUACUGGAGAUUUGAAAAUGAUGUGUUGGACCCUAACUAUCCAAAGGUCAUUGAUACAGGCUUUGAUGGGCUUCGGGGCCACAUCACAGCUGCUCUGUCUGUGCCUCAGUACCAUAGCAGGAGAGAGUCAGUUUACUUCUUCAAGAGAGGGGGAUUUGUUCAGAAAUAUUCCUACCAGUUUGGCACCAGUCCAACAUGUGGCAGGAAAGUCCAGCAUGUUUACACAGCCCACAACCGAAUGGCUCGACAAGCAGUGUCUCUUCUAGGACAGGCUGUCAACAUCAGGACAUCUUGGAGAGGUUUCCCCUCCACCAUCACAGCUGCUGUGUCCAUCCCGAGCAACAGAGAGCCAGAGGGAUUCAAAUACUACGUCUUCUCAAGAUCCAAAUCCUACAAUGUGAGGCUGGAUAGUAAACAUCCUGUCAUUGCUACUCCUGCAGCCAACGCGUCACCUGAGAGCAACAACUUUUUCAAAUGCCAAAAGACAGUCUGAUGAAAGAAAGUUGUCUCAUAAAUAUUUUUCAUAGUUUUAAAGUUUAUUACAUUCUUCAUAAAACACACUGCUUCAGCAUGGACUGAUUACAAAAAGGUAGAUUUAAAAAAAAAAAAAAAAGCAAAACUAAAAACAGGCUUCAGAACAUUAUCAAGGUUGAAUACAGAAUCUGCACACGCUGAUUGGAAAAUGUGUAAUGUGUUUCUGAUGGGAAUGACAAGUCAUCGUUGUCAAGACGCGUGCUUCAUCUCGCAAAUCGUCUCCCAUGCACACCUCGAGAAGGAAAUCCCUGACCUGUUGGGAUAUAAAAUGUUUUUUGUUUAAACAAAGCCUGUAUACUGAUGUAAAGAUUUUGUACAUUGGCUGUAUGACGUGUAUGAAAUGUCAGACAAUUGUUUCCUCUGCUAUUCUCAUCAACAAUAAACUGAAUUACACCAAA